Molecule: messenger RNA, 4553 nt
Organism: Anarrhichthys ocellatus (wolf-eel)
Lineage: Eukaryota; Metazoa; Chordata; Actinopteri; Perciformes; Anarhichadidae
Gene: yap1
Product: Yes1 associated transcriptional regulator
Exons: 8
Coding region: 571-1869 (432 amino acids)
Biological process (GO): hippo signaling; positive regulation of transcription by RNA polymerase II
Cellular component (GO): cytoplasm; nucleus
Molecular function (GO): protein binding; transcription coactivator activity
Source: RefSeq, a predicted model, not a curated record
UUGAUGUCCUGCCCAAAGUUUAGACUGGAGCAAAAGUUUUUUUUUUUCUGGAAAGUGAGCUGCAGAGAUUUGUUCUUCGCACUAUGAAUCUCUCGUGUAAGAAAAUCCACUAACAGCCUCAACUUUGGCCUAAACACAGAAGAAGUGCGUUUGUGCUGUUGUUGUUUUUUCGUCUUUUGUGGCUUCGUGUGCUUUUUUUUUUUUUUUUUUUUUUUUUGUGGAAAAGUUUUGGGGCCGGGACGACAACACAGAUUUCCAGUGUGGAGUAGAUAUGCGCUUUGUUACAUUCUCAAGAAUGCCAGCGAGAAACAACAGGAAAGCGCUGUCUUUCACUGCAGAUUUCGACAGCUAACACACUUCGGAAGAAAACAAAGUCCUCGACUGUUCGACUUUAGAAUGACUCGGGAUCACUUUUUCUGAGUGUCGUCGAUAUUUCCUGCUGUGUGAAAAAAAAGAGGAAAAAAAAAAAAAGUUUGGGAUUGUCUCAAACUUAUUUUUUUUUUUUUUUGGUGAAUUCCUUAACGCAACAUUUUCGGACACGCACAAAGUUGGCAGACAGUUUUGGGAGCAAUGGAUCCGAGCCAGCAUAACCCUCCUGCCGGACACCAGAUCGUCCAUGUACGGGGCGACUCCGAGACCGACCUGGAGGCUCUUUUUAACGCCGUGAUGAACCCGAAAAACACGAUCGUGCCCCCUUGCGUACCCAUGAGGAUGAGGAAACUGCCAGACUCCUUCUUCAAACCCCCUGAACCAAAGUCCCAUUCCAGACAAGCCAGCACCGACGCUGGGACCGGCGGAGUCCUCCCACCCCACCACGUCCGAGCACACUCGUCCCCGGCCUCCCUUCAGCUGGGGGCUGUUACCGUAGGCUCCCUGUCUGGCAUGCCCCCGCCCUCCCCUCAACAUCUCCGUCAGUCUUCGUACGAGAUUCCCGAUGACGUGCCCCUGCCCCCGGGGUGGGAGAUGGCCAAGACCCCCUCGGGCCAGAGAUACUUCCUCAACCACAUUGAUCAGACCACGACCUGGCAGGAUCCUCGCAAGGCCCUGCUCCAGAUGAACCAGGCUCCCCCUCCCAGUUCUGUGCCAGUGCAGCAACAGAACAUUAUGAACCCAGCCAGUGGUCCUCUCCCUGAGGCCUGGGAACAAGCUAUUACAUCAGAGGGAGAAAUUUACUACAUCAACCACAAGAACAAGACCACAUCCUGGCUUGACCCACGACUUGACCCGCGCUUUGCCCUGAACCAGCAGAGGAUCUCCCAGAGUGCUCCAGGGAAGCAGGGAGGGCAGCUCCCUCCCGGAAUCAUGGGAGGCAACAACCAGAUGAGACUGCAGCAGAUCGAGAAGGAGAGGCUGAGACUGAAGCAACAGGAGCUACUUCGGCAGAGACCACAGGAGCUCGCUAUAAGGAAUCAGCUGCCUACUAGUAUGGAUCAAGAUGGCGGCACGAACCCUGUGUCCUCCCCUAUGGCCCAGGAUGCCCGGACCAUGACCGCCAACAGCUCUGACCCAUUCCUCAACAGCGGGACCUACCACUCCAGGGAUGAGAGCACAGACAGCGGCUUGAGUAUGAGCAGCUACAGCGUCCCUCGCACUCCAGACGACUUCCUCAACAGCGUGGAUGAGAUGGACACAGGGGACCCUCUUCCACCUUCCAUGGCAACACAGCCCAGCCGCUUCCCCGACUACCUGGACGCCAUCCCGGGUACAGACGUAGACCUGGGCACCCUCGAGAGUGAGAGCAUGGCGGUGGAGGGCGAAGAGCUGAUGCCCAGUCUCCAGGAGGCUUUGAGCUCCGACAUCCUCAAUGACAUGGAAACGGUGCUGGCAGCUACCAAGAUCGACAAGGAGAGCUUCCUCACGUGGUUAUAGAAGAUCCGAGCAGGACGCUGCUCACUCCUCGCCCCACACUUUAAACUGCUGCCUGCUCUUAUCUGUGAAGGAGUCAUAGAUGCUUUGACAAGACGUUUCAGCGAGCCUCUCUGGACUUCGGUUUCUGUCUCGGCAUGUAAGGCCAACCUCUUUUGAGGCAGUAUUGUUCUUUUCUUUUCACUGGUGUGUUAUCUCUUUAUUUUGUCUGCGUCUUCAAGGCUGGCCCAUGAACAGACAAUAACGCAAGGGUCCCCAAAUCUUUCACAGAUCUGUCAGUGAAUCUAGGGGUCGUUCCUUCCCCUGGUCUCUCCUCAAAGCUGAGCUGGGUGGGCUGCAUGAACUCUUCUGCAAGGACUGCCAUCAUCAGUUGUCGUCUGGAGUCGCUGGUGCCUCUUUUUUUCUUGCAAUAUAGCAUGAAGCAGCACUACUUAACUGCAUUUGGGACUAUUGCAUCUAGCUUAUAUAGCUUUAUAUUUGGCCUUGUAUGUUUUUAUCCUUUUUUUUUUUAGUUUGUUUUCAACGAGCCUGAGAAACCAAAAAUGAUGUAUUUGAAGCAUAAAGAACAAUACUGAUUUGGAGUAAAGGUAAUGUGAGGCCCAGUUUGGACAUGUUGGCUUUUUGGGGGGGUGGGGUGGGGGUUGAAGCCUGGGGACCGACUACAUUGCUGCUUGGCUGUGCCAGCAAGUCUAAGUUAAACCUUUGAUAGAUCAAGUGCCUUCAGUAGUAUUUUUUUGAGACGUGAGCAACAUGAACAAUUACUAAGUUUCUGUAAUGCAGCAAUAAGCAUUCGGCUGUGUUCACUCACAUCAGCCACACUUUCCUCUAUCUAAUGUUCAAUAAUCAAAAUUGUAUUUUUGUUUUAUAAACACAUAAGGGGGAUUUAGGGAUUUCUGCUUUUAUUUUUUUAAAACCCUAGCUUCUAAGCAUCAGUCUUAUCCAAGCCUAAAUCAUGAGUCAUUCUUUGUUUUAUCUUUUUUAGUAUCCUUUUAUUUUUUUAGGUUACUACAUAUAUGUAUGAUAGCUUUGAUCAAAUGGCAUUUUGCUUGUUUUUAAUGUCUUUCAUAAAUUAAUUAAUACUUUUUUUUUUUUAAUGGGGUCGACUGUUUUCACAGCACACCACUUCACCAGGAUGAAGUCUGCCAAGACUCAGAAUGAUUCAGUUUGGGCUUUUUCUUUUAACCAUUUAGCCGAUUCACUGCUUGUCUCUGAUUUUACUUUAUACAUAUUAGUGUUGAUGUUUUUUUUUUUUUGAUGAUCACAUGCAGCUUUUACUAUCUUUCCUAAACCGUAACCAAAAAGGUAGAUCUCUUUGGCAAAAAUCAGAAACUACAGCUCUUUGAUCAAUUGAACCUUGUGACAAUAUGUACAGUAUACAAAAGUUACAACAGCAGUCUUCCUAAAGGGGGAGCGGAACAACUCUGUGCGAUGCUCUGUGUUGAAAUGAGGGGUUUAUAUAGACUACAGCUAGGACAAGUUGAAGCAGGUUUGAGAUCCAUGUUGAGGGGUAGUGUAGAAGGCCAGGGUUUGACUGACGGCGAUGAGUUACGCGGAUUGUUGGUUUUUUUUUUUUUUUUUUUUUGGUUUUGUUUUGUGUGUGAAAUAAUUAAGAAACAAUCAGUUGAUAUCUCAGUCAGGAAUUGUUGUGGCAGAUUCCAAAGAUGUUUUUUUUUGUAAUGACGCUAACACUUAAUUUUGCUUCCAUUUUCACAGAGUCCAGAACCAGUAUGAUUUGUAAAUCAGCCUCUGAACACACUGUAUAAGCUAAUGAGAAAAUGAUGUAGGUUUAAAGUGUUAAUGGAAAUGUCUAUGAAUAGGUCUAGCUGAGAGAUUAUUAUGAUUUUUUUUUUUUUUGACAAGAUGGUUAUUUUGAGUGACUAACCCUGAGAUUUAGGGACGAGGUUUCAGAACAGAGCAGUAAGUGAUUCUUCUAUAAGCGCUCACAUGUUUACAUUAUCUCUGAGUAGGAAACUGCUUACAGCUGCAGUGGAGACAACACACUGACAAUUCUCUCAUGAUCACGUUAUUUUGAUGUUUACACCAUGACUACAUCUUUGCAUGACUGCAGCAGUAACCUUUGAAUAAUCAGCUUGCUGUGCAUGCCCUUGGUUGAGUCCUUGGAGGGUGUCACACUGAUUCUGUUGCCAACAAAUAGUUGGCGGCAUUAACUUGAUGGAACAAUAUUGUUUUGUUUUUUAGAUCAGAGAUCAUGAAUUUUUUUUUUAUUCUGUGUGAGAAACCUCUUUUUAGUUUGGAUUUUAUUGAUCAUUAAAUCAUGUGUUGAUGAAUUUAAGAUGGCUAAACAGUGUUGGUGAGAACAAUGCAACUAAAACGAGUGGUACACUACAGUGCUUGUAUUGCACGGCUACGGUUUUCAUUUUGAUGCAAUGCCGCAUUUUGUCACACAAACCUGAUUUUAUGCUUACUUAGUGUGUAAUUGUCUGAGCGUAUUAGCUGUUGACUGUCAUUGUAGCAGUAGAACUAAUCACACAAGUUAAAGGAUUUUGUAUUUAGAGUUUUCUAAAUGCACAUGAAAUGAAUUUAUAUUCAGUAAUGAUCUGUUCUUUUUUUUUUUUUUUUGAUAGAUAUGUGCAUGUGUUUUAGAACAAUAAAUUCUGUUACAUUAUAUCUUGCUUCAUAUGAUACUUUGAAAUUGGCCUGAAAUAAAGUAUAUACUUUUGUGGUAA